AUGGGAGAUGCCAUACCGGAAUUUGAUUUUAGUGACUUGGUAUCGUCUGCUGGAUUUAAUAAUAACGAGGAUUCGAAGGAGUGUCAUGUGGUAGCACCAGAGCAGACUGCGAGCUCCUCAGGGAGCUUUAUUAAAGGUAGACCUUCAGUAAAUAUAAACGCCAAUGCCAAUGUUAGUGAUGGUUCAUCGCGACAACAGGGGCCGGUCCCUUCACGCAAGAAAGAUCCACACGUUGUGCAUUUGUUGAAACGUAUCAGUUUGCAAUCUACUAUUCUGUGCAUCAUAAUACCGUUGUUCUCGUUAUUCAAGUUGAUAUUAGCGCCACCGAAACCAAUCAACCCGUUAUUCAUUGGAUUCUUUUGCGUAUACACUUUCCUAUCGCAAGUAGCACUGUUUGCUGGUUAUCAUAGAUUCUUUAGCCAUCAAUCGUUCCAGGCACACGUUUUAUUACAAUUGGUAUAUUCGGUUUUCGGUGGAUCUGUUGGAUUAGGUUCAGUCCUACAGUUUGCAAGCCAGCACAUGGCACAUCAUCGUCAUCAAGAUACGGAAAGAGAUCCACAUUCCUUUUCAGUCUACGGUUGCUUGUUUUCUCUAUGGGGGCACAGAUUCUUUCUUGGUAAUAGGAAAUCCAGAAAGGCUAUUAAGGAAUGUAGAGAUACCAUUUUAUCCACAUCGAGGAUGAGUCGUGGUAAGCUUAGUACAACGGCAGCAUCUCCAGAUGAAUUGAUACAACCACCUAACUAUGAAUUACUAGUCAUGCAAGAUAAAUACUAUGUGAAGCUAUUGAUUUUAACGAUUGUUGUCAUUCCAUGUUUAGUGGCACGUUACUGUGGUGUGCCCUAUUGGACCGGUAUAUAUUAUCUGGGAUUUGUCAAAAUGUCAAUCAUACAACAACAGUGGUUAUUAUUGGGUACUUUAGCACAUAUUAGAAAUUUCCCGUUAGCAACGCAGCCGUUUUCGAGCAUCAGAUCCGCUAUCAACUUACCGCUUUCGUGCUUGUUCCAAUUUCUUCUUUUUGGAGAAGCGAAGCAUAACUUCCACCACGAAUUUCCUAGUGAUUUUACUAAUGGUUCACGGUGGUACCAUUGGGAUCCAGCUAAAUGGACCAUCUAUUUGUGUCAAAGCUUGGGACUCGUUAACCAUUUACACGUUACAGAUCCUCAACAAAGUCUGAAAUGCUUUAUUCAGCAGCAACAGAAAUUAUUGGAUGAGGAACAUUCCAAGUUAAAAUGGGGGGUCUCUAUCGAUAGGUUACCUUCUAUGACGUCCAACCAAUUUGUUAAAUUGGCCAUUGAACAAUUUGCCGAAAACAAAAGAGCAUUAGUUGUCAUUGAAGGUAUUGUUCACGAUGUGACUCCAUUCAUUCAUGAUCACCCAGGUGGUACUGCAUUGGUACAGCUCAGCGUCGGUAAAGAUGCUACCCAUGCAUUUAAUGGUGCCGUUUAUUUCCAUUCUAAAGCUGCCAGGAACCUUCUAGCUACAAUGAGAAUUGCUAAGUUGAGUUCUAGCGAGCGUGUCCAAAACACCGUUUGGGAGAGAAGAAUGUUGAAAGAUAGUCGUGAUCAGCAACGGAGAAAUAAUAGACAGAUUACUUAUACUCAAAAGAACCAUUAUGCUGCCGGUGCAGCUUAA
Messenger RNA from Zygosaccharomyces rouxii, 1632 nucleotides. RefSeq lists its product as uncharacterized. The transcript has a single exon. NCBI's taxonomy places the organism in Eukaryota, Fungi, Ascomycota, Saccharomycetes, Saccharomycetales, Saccharomycetaceae. Gene Ontology annotation, cellular component: endoplasmic reticulum membrane. The coding region runs from base 1 to 1632 and encodes 543 amino acids. Gene Ontology annotation, biological process: unsaturated fatty acid biosynthetic process. The record is from RefSeq and is a predicted model, not a curated record. Gene Ontology annotation, molecular function: iron ion binding; stearoyl-CoA 9-desaturase activity; heme binding.